Messenger RNA from Striga asiatica, 840 nucleotides. The record is from the annotation of a GenBank genome assembly. Lineage: Eukaryota; Viridiplantae; Streptophyta; Magnoliopsida; Lamiales; Orobanchaceae.
AUGGCCGACACCGGCGGCAUCACCGCCAACGAGAGGCGGUGGAAUUGCCUCAUCAAGCUCACGGAAAUGCUUUCGGAAGGCAAAGUUCGACUCGAAGAUUUAGUCUCCGAACUAAAAAUCGAUCAAAACCCUAACCCCAACCCAUCACCAUUAAUUGAGGGCUUCUCAAGAAAGGCCAAGCGUUCUCCACGAACCGGCGGGCCGAAACCCGUGGCACACGGCCCAUUUCCCGACGAUAAGCCCGAAUCCAAUUCAGCCCGUGUCAAGAAAAAGUUCAAGAACCUUCCAACUGGCCGGCCCACAAAGCCUAACCCUAACCCUAGCCAGCUCACAAGCAAGAAGAAGCCGAGGUUCAAAAUCGAGGACCACGUCAUGAUGACGUGGACAAUUGACCCGCCAGGCCCAUCAUCCAAACCGGGCCCGACCCGCGAGUUCGCGGACUACAUUAUCGAGAACUCGGGUCGACCGGAGAGCGUGGUUUUGGUGAUCGAGAAAAAACUGUUCUGGUCGGACGUGAGCCCGGGCCACGCCAGGCUGUCGGUGCCGGGAUGCCAAGUCAGAAACCGGUUCUUGUUGGAGAGAGAAGCCGAGAAGCUGAAGAAGUCGAGCGCGGGAAUCGAGGCGAAGCUCGUGCAGCCGAACGUGAGGGAAUUAUGCGAAGUGGAGUUGAAGUUGUGGGAGUCGAACUCGAUGUACGCGUUGAUCGGCGGGUGGAUGGAUAUCGUGGCUAGGAACGAGCUGGCGGUCGAGACAGAUGUCAGGCUGUGGGCCUACCGGACGAUAGAUUCUGAUGAGUUGUGCUUCGUCUUGGAAAAGUUUCCAAAAGGAUGCAUGAAUUGA